Molecule: messenger RNA, 2450 nt
Organism: Aspergillus novofumigatus IBT 16806
Lineage: Eukaryota; Fungi; Ascomycota; Eurotiomycetes; Eurotiales; Aspergillaceae
Product: bifunctional K:H/Na:H antiporter NHX1
Exons: 6
Coding region: 170-2164 (664 amino acids)
Biological process (GO): sodium ion transport; vacuolar acidification; proton transmembrane transport
Cellular component (GO): early endosome; late endosome; fungal-type vacuole membrane
Molecular function (GO): sodium:proton antiporter activity
Source: RefSeq, a predicted model, not a curated record
GCUCCAUCUAUCUUCCCAUCGCAACAUUCCACCUUGCCACUUAUACUCUGUUUCGUUUGUGGUUUGUCCUUCUUGCACUGCAUCUGUCAGUUAUUAUUAUGUGCGCCUUGGUCUGGCGUCAGAGACUCGCAGCUGGGGUUAACCGCUUGGUGGUUGUGUGCACUUCAUAAUGGCGAGCCAAGUGAUGGGCGAUGUCCUUCACCAGCUGAUUCGGAGAGCCGCCGACUCGGACGAGCCCGAUGAUGACGCUCCUGAAGCCGGAAAGAAGGAGUUCUUCAGCUCCUGGGCUCUUUUCAUCCUGAUCAUGCUGUUGAUGUUUGCCUUGUUUACGAGUUAUAUACUGCAACAAAAGAAGAUCCAGGCCGUUCAUGAAACGGUUCUGUCAAUCUUUGCUGGUAUGUUUGUCGGGUUGAUUAUCCGGUUGAGUCCCGAGUCGCCUAUACAAGACAGCGUCACUUUCGACUAUCAGUUUUUUUUCAACCUCCUCCUUCCUCCUAUCAUUUUGGCCUCAGGCUACGAGUUACACCAGGCGAAUUUCUUCCGCAACAUCGGCACUAUACUCACCUUUGCUUUUGCGGGGACAUUCAUCUCCGCGAUUGUGUUGGGCUUGGUGCUCUUCAUCUGGACACGGAUCCCGUUGGAUGGUCUGAACAUCUCUUUCGUCGAGGCUAUAUCUGUUGGGGCCACGCUCUCUGCGACGGAUCCGGUGACGAUCUUGGCCAUUUUCAACAUCUACAAAGUCGAGCCCAAGCUUUACACGGUCAUUUUUGGCGAGUCGAUUUUGAACGAUGCCAUUGCCAUUGUCUUGUUUGAGACAGCGCAGAAGUAUGCAGAAAGUGACGCUGGCUCGCUGACGAUCCUCAAUCUCUUUGAAGCUAUCGGACUCUUCCUGCUUGUCUUCUUUGGUAGUAUGCUGGUGGGCAUGAUUGUCGGAAUCAUGACGGCGCUGGGGCUGAAAUACACGCACGUUCGUCGCAUGCCUAAGAUCGAAAGCUGCCUGAUUGUCCUCAUCGCAUAUGCCAGCUACUUCUUUUCGAACGGUGUCCAUCUAUCCGGCAUCGUCUCUCUUCUGUUUUGUGGUAUCACGAUGAAACACUACGCCUACUACAACAUGUCGCGACGGACGCAGUUGACCACCAAAUAUCUCUUCCAGGUCAUGGCACAAUUGUCGGAGAAUUUCAUCUUCAUCUAUCUGGGUCUUGAUUUGUUCGUCGAAACGAAUUUACAGUUUAAGCCUCUGUUCAUUCUGGUCGCCGUCUUUGGCAUCUGCCUUGCCCGAUAUCUGGCAGUGUUCCCGUUGUCGAAGGCGAUCAAUUGGUUCAUCCGGUACAGGGCACGUCGGGUGAAUGCACCGGCAUUGCGUGCCACUGUCCUGGUUGUCGUCGUGCUGACGGUGAUCAUAUUCGGAGGUACGACUGCUCGCAUGCUGGAGAUCCUUGGGAUUCGAACCGGCGUGGUCGAGGAGAUUGAGUCCGACGAUGAAUUCGACAUUGAGGUCACCCAUGGGGGCACCUAUUACAAGCGGUCCGACACCGGCCUGGGAUAUACGCCCCGACGCACGGAUUCUACCAUUCCUCUGGACGGGAUACAGCGAGCAGGUCUCGGUGACAGGACCGGCAGCUAUUCCAGUGGCAACAACCGCCGUCCUAGCCCACCCCCGUCGACUCGGGGCCAUGGACGAAUGUACUCCAACGCCUACAGUUCCAAGGAUGCGCGCGAUAGAUCAUCGACGGCCACGCUUCUCGGGAACGGAGCUGGAGUGCACAGCGAUAGCAGUGCUGCUAGUGAGGAUGAAUUCGGCCUGAGAGCCGUUGGGCGCGGCCGAGGGGCGUCAGAGCCGGACCAAGUUGAUUCAUUUGAUUUGGAUAUUGACGAUGGCGCAUCUGACGAUGAUCUACCCCCCUCUGCGCCGACUGCGGCUUCUAGAAUGCGGCGGUCACCGUCACAGGCACAGAAUCUGAUGCCUUCACAAGCUACUCCUUCGAGCGGAGCGUCACCCGCAAGGAGAGAGACAGGACUGAGUGCCAGGGAAGCUCUUCGUGAUCUCUUCUCGGGUGGACCAUCUGGCGAUCAUGCUGCCUGGUUCCGACAGCUGGACGAGGACUUUAUCAAGCCGCGGUUGCUCCUAGAUCAGUCAAACCACAAGGGCCCAGGUGCUGUUUGAGCCACGAUGUUAUGUAUACUUAAUGUUUUGUUAUCUGAAUUUCCGGUGUUUCUCUUCAUCCGAUUCUUCUUUGUUUGUGAUUCUGCAGUCUCGGCCUGCUCAUAGAUGGUAGGAGCUCAGGCUCAGUUGCGCAGACUCGUCUUGUAUAUUGGACCUGGACCCCAUUUACGCCCGUUGCUUCUUAUUUUGCAUUUGAUUGGGGUCUGGAACCCCUGAAGGGAGGGUCUGCGGUUUAGAUGCAAUAGAUAUAUGAUAGUAGAGGGGCCCCGACUUCCCUCUUUGUCCC